AUGGUAUAUGCUAAAUGUUCAGAAGUGGAGAGAUUGCAGUUAUGGGAUAGUUUAUACUUCUUGGCUAGCAACAUGACAUGUCCUUGGUUGAUUGGUGGAGAUUUCAAUGUUAUAUUGAAUGAAGAAGAAAAAAUAGGAGGUUUACCAGGAGUCCUUGCACUUGGUGGAAUGGUAGGGUUGCCAAUGACUAAAUUUUCAAGAGGUUGGAUAGGAUUGUACAUAAUGAAUCAUUCCAGAAUUGGUUUGGACAUCUUGAAGUGGAAUAUUUGUCAAGGACUGGUUCUGAUCAUGCACCAUUACUUGUAUCUUGUGGAGAUCAAGUGGAUAAUUUUAUCAAACCAUUCAGAUUUCUUAAAUUCUGGGUGGAGCAUGAUACUUUUCUUGACUUUAUUAAGAAGCAAUGGGAAGCAGACUUAUCUGCAACUAGUGAUCAGGGAGGAUAUAGUGAAGAUUAAAGAGCAUUUAUUUGAGGAGAACCCAUCUAAAGAAAAUAGAAUGGUCAUGCAAAGGGCUCAAGCUGAACUUAAACUGUAUCUUCACUAUGAGGAAGAAUUCUGGAGGCAAAAAGCUGGGAUGGACUAUGGAAAUUGGCUGGAGGAUGCUGAUAGAGUUGCUGGUGAAGCUGUUAACUUUUUUCACAAGCAAUUUACUCAUGAGGAGGUUAGUAAAGAUUCUCCAAUUCUUAAUCAUAUUCCUGAACUGAUUAGAGAGGAGGAUAAUAUGCUACUUGCUGAACAACCUACAAUAGAGAAAGUACACAAGGCUGUGUUUGAAUUAAAUGGGGAUAGUACUUGUGGCCCUGAUGGAUUUUCUAGGAUCUUUUAUCAGAAGUGUUGGGAGGUGAUCAAGGCUGAUGUAUUUAGUGUUGUUAAAGCUUUCUUUGAUGCUCAGACUCUUCCCAAGUCAAUCACUCAAACUAAUCUAGUUUUGCUGCCAAAGAAGAAUGUUGUUGAGUCUUUCUCUGAUAUGAGACCUAUAAGUCUUAGCAACUUUAUCAAUAAGGUCAUAUCUAGAGUAGUUCAUGAUAGAUUGGACAAGUUACUUUCAAGGGUGAUAUCUCCAAAUCAAUCAGGCUUUGUCAAGGGUAGGAAUAUAAUUGAGAAUGCACAUGGUUUCUUUCACUCUACAAGGGGUGUCAAGCAGGGUGAUCCACUCUCUCUUACUCUUUUCAUCAUAGAUGCAGAAGUUCUUUCAAGAGCUUUAAACUCUUUGUUUGAUCAGCCUGAUGACACAAUCAUCUUUUCUGCUGCUGACAAUUACUCUUUACAGAUGAUCAUGGAUACUCUUCAAGAAUAUGAGAAAAUAUCUGGACAGCUGGUAAACAAGAGAAAAAGUUCUUUUUACAUGUUCAGCAAAGUUUCAAAUGAGUUGAGUCAGCAGGUUGCAGCAGUAACAGGAUUUAUGAGAGGGCAAUUUCCUUUUACAUAUCUUGGAGUACCAAUUACUCAUGCUAGGAAAAGGAAAGUGGAUUAUACUGAGUUAUUGAAGAAAGUCAAAGACAGAUGGGAUAUUAACAAGCUCAUGCAGCUGUUUCCUAAAGAUAUAGUGCAGCAUAUAACAUAG
Messenger RNA from Lycium barbarum (goji berry), 1563 nucleotides. RefSeq lists its product as uncharacterized. NCBI's taxonomy places the organism in Eukaryota, Viridiplantae, Streptophyta, Magnoliopsida, Solanales, Solanaceae. The record is from RefSeq and is a predicted model, not a curated record. The transcript has 7 exons. The coding region runs from base 1 to 1563 and encodes 520 amino acids.